UGGAGGCUUUUUUUUAAAUAGAUGUCAGUAUCAGUUUAUUAUAAACAGUAAUGCGAAGAUAAGAGCAAAUCCUAACCUUAUUGGGGCUCCUGAAUCCUAACAGAACCAGAUUUGAAGAAAGGAAUGCAGUGAGAAAAGGAAACAAGGUGAGUCCAUAUCAUCUAGGGAAAAUUUGUUGGGAGAUGGAAGCCUGAAGUGCAUUCGGGUUAAUUUAAAGUUGAAGUAGGGUAGGUGGGAAUCAUGGCAGGUCUCUUAAAUGAGUGAUUAAAUCAGAGUAAGGUGUUAACAGAUUUUGGCUGUUUAAGAAAUGUGGUGAGGAAGAGUAAGUAGUAAGCAGUUAGAGUGGCUUUUAGCAUAUUCCCCCCACAUUUUAAAUGUGUACUCCAAUUGUGUAUUUAUAUAGAAAUUGAAAUAACAUUGCUAUCAUCAGUCCGAGUAUUCAGGGUAUUAUUUUAAAAGGGAAAAUUAUGCAGUCAACAUUUUUUAACAGUUUGAUUCAUUCUAAGAGGCCUUAAGAAUGCAAUGCUUAGUAGUUUCCCUUUUGAUUUGUAGAUAUUCCGUUAGAGACAUUUAUAGGUAUAUAUUAAUAGUUCUGGGCUUCCCUGGUGGUUCAGAUGGUAAAGAAUCUGCCUGCAAUGCAGGAGACCUGGAUUUGAACCCUGGGUUGGGAAGAUCCCCUGGAGAAGGGAAUGGCAACCCACUCCAGUAUUCUUGCCUGGAGAUUCCCAUGGACAGGAGCCUAGCAGGGUCCAUGGAGUCACAGAGAGUCAGGCAGGACUGAGUGUCUAACACCAUCACAAUGAUAGUUUUAAUAUAUUCUUCCCUCAUCUUAAAGAUUGGAGCAUCUCGUCCUGAAGACCACAGUUCUAGAAGGCUGUCAAACCAGUCUGGAAUUCAAGGGAGGACACAAGGCCAUGGACCGGGGUAGUGUGGCUUUGGAAAUUGACAAAAAUAGGGUUCACCUGUAAGUGGUAGUGCUUCAGUGGCUUAGUGGAGUCUGACUCUGCGACCCCAUGGACUGUAGCUGGACAGGCUCCUCUGUCCGUGGAAUUUCCCAAGCAAGAAUAUUGGAAUGGGUUGUGAUUUCCUUCUCCAGGGGAUCUUCGGCAUCUAGAGAUCAAACCCACCUCUCCCACACUGGCAGGUGGAUUCCUUACCACUGCACCACCUGGUGGGGACUUUUUUCUACGAGGCAUAGGAUCUAGAUCAUCUCAGUAUCAAGAAUUCCUUCAGUCUGGGCAAUUUUUGAGACUUCUAGCAAGUUUGAUAAAUAGUAUUACAAAGGCAACAAGGAUGCCAAGUAGGGAAAAGGGGGGCAGGGGGAGAGGAGGGCAUGGAGCAGACCUAUGUUAACAGUGACGGCCAAGGUGGGAAGAAGUGCUGAUUUAUGACAAAACCCACUGAAAAAAUAAUUAAUUAAAAAAAAAAAAGAAUAAAAAUAAAAACCAGAGGCGAUGCGGGCGCCCUACCCCACACCAUAGCUGCAGUACCUGCUUUACUGCAGUUCUCUCAGGCGCUGUUGACUGGUCUGAUUUUACUCUUUCUGGCUCUACUUUCUCCUACCAUGCCUCUUAAUAUUCCAGGUCUAUGUAAAUAACGUUCUCCCCUUGUAGGGAUUGCAAAGGAAUUGCUGUGGAGCGUCAACGACCUCUGAUUACUAGGGCGGGGUCUACGAUUCUUCACCCUAGGAGAUCAAAUAACAAGGUGAAACACCUGUGGGCAGGCAGGUGGCCGCGCCGCCCGCUGCGCAUCCGGGGCUGGUGGGCGCGCACGGGGGCUGUGCGUUUCUCCACUCCCCCACCCGCUCUCCGCGAGCCCUUUAAGGCGCCGGCGCGGCGCUUGCGUGUAAGCGCGAGGCGACUACGUGGCCGCACUCACUGGGCGCCCUCCGCCGAGCUGCUGCGUGGCCAUGGACAUAGGCGCCGAUGAGUUCGAGCAGAGCCUCCCUCUGCUGCAGGAGCUCGUCCAGGGCGCGGACUUCGUGGGUCUGGACAUAGAGUUCACGGGCCUGCGUUCUAACCUGUCUGGGCCCCAGCAGAUCAGUCUGUUUGACUUGCCAUCAGAGUGGUAUCUAAAGACCCGUCAGAGUAUUCAGCAAUUCACCAUCUGUCAGAUCGGAUUGUCUGUGUUCUCCAGUAUUGAAGGCGAGUCGAACAAGUAUGUAGCUCAUUCAUGUAACUUCUUCCUCUUCCCUACGACAUUUGGGGUUUUGGACUCAGAGUUCUCUUUCCAGGCUUCCAGUGUUCAGUUUUUGAACCAGUACGGCUUCGACUAUAACAAGUUUCUCAAAAAUGGAAUCCCCUAUAUGAACGAAGAACAGGAGAAGAAAAUUAAGCACAACAUCCUGACUGGGAACUGGAAAGUUCGCAGCUCUCUGGACAAAGACCAGAUCAAGGUGGUGAUUGACGAGGUGACGCGCUGGCUGGACCUGGCAGAGGAAGGGGACUGGAUGACCCUCCCUGGCAUUGCUGGCUUCCAGGCCUUUGAGGUCCAGCUCGUGCUGAGGAAGGCCCUCCCUGACAUCUGGACGGUGCUGAGAGACCAAGGGGUGGUUGUGAAGAAGGUGAGUACACAGCACCGCUGGUAUCUUGAGAACACCUCCUGUGAUCGAGAGAGCUGCUGGAAGGAGAAGAUCCUUCUCUCUGCGAGGGGCUUUUCCGUGUUCUUCCAGAUGCUGGUGAAAGCUCGGAAGCCCUUAGUGGGACACAACAUGAUGAUGGAUCUGCUGCAUCUCCACGAGAAGUUCUUCAGACCUCUCCCAGAAAGCUACGAUGAAUUUAAGCUGAAUAUCCACAACCUAUUUCCUGUUCUCAUUGACACCAAGAAUGUGACAAAGGAUAUCUGGAAGGAACUCAAUUUCCCAAGGGUUUCAAAUCUCUCAGAAGUUUAUGAAGUCCUGAACAGUGACUUGAACCCCACCAAGAACUCUGGGCCGGUGAUCAUUCACGCCAGCAGGUGUGAGAAGUACGUGGAGACCAAGUACCCCCACGAAGCAGCGUACGACGCCUUCCUUUGCGGGUCAGUUCUGUUGAAGGUGGCGCAUCUCCUCCUGUGGCGGGUACACAGCGCUAUUCCCAUCCCCGAGCCCAGCUUCCCCCUCUACCUGGACGUGCUGGCGCCCUACGUGAACCAGGUGAAUCUUAUCCGAGCCGGGGUCCCCAAAAUCAACUUUGCAGGCCCAGACUCCCCCAGCAUCCGCCCCCCCAUCCUCAUCCUCACCGUCAGGAGGUGGCCGGGGGUCAGCGAGCAGCAGGUCUACCGCGAGUUUCAGAACCUCUGCAAGUUCGACGUGAGGAGGCUCACACGGAGCCAGUUCCUGCUCAUGACCAAUAAGUUCAAGGACACGCGGAGCAUCCUGAAGGAGUAUAAGUGCCACCCGACACUGCGAGUCUCCCUGUACCGCUACUGGAGACACUCCCCGAACAUCAACUGCCUGCUACGGGUCUGCGGCAUCGUUACCACCUGGGCCUUCAUCGCGUUUCUCCUGGGAGGAGCUGGCCCCUGAGGGCAGCGAGGCCGCCUGCAGCCCCGUCCCGUCUCCACACGACCCCCAGCAGGGCUGUGUGUUUACCUCACAUCCUCCGUGCAGAUGGAUCGGUCCCGUCCUCACAGGGAACUGUGUUCUGUUUUCAGCGUGAAAAAGUCUGUCAAUAUUAUCACUGAUAAGUCCUUUGUUUGUGGCCCAAACAUUUCUUUCUAUAAAUGACUGAGGGGAAGUCACGUCUCCUGGGCGUUUAAGCUCACAUUCCAGAGUGUCUUCUGAACAGACAGCUAGGCAUCCAGCGGAGUUGGCCGCUGAGCAGGCCAAAGGCUCUGUUAUUUCUGGGAGAGAAAUCAUUAGCCAAUCAGUUGACAGGGAUUUAGGCCUAAGAAAUGGCCCGAGUUUUAGUAAAGGGGAAAAGUAAAGCCAAGUGUCCACAUGCAUAGGUGCUGAUCUGUUUUUAUUUUGAGGUUUCGCUUUGGGGCUUUUUUUUUGUUUUCUGGGUCAAAAGUAGUUUUUAUUGAGGAGAAAAGACCUCAGCCUACAAAUGUGCUACUCGUAGUUAAAAUUUUAUGUGUUUAAGUUGCAGAAUAUAGUAUUUCAUAGGUUAGAAAAGAGAACAGUUAAUAUCAGAAUCAUGGAAAAUGCUAUGCAGAAGAAGUAAAUAGGACAUCGUAUCAUUAGAUUUAUGUAGUUCAGCUCUAGUGAGUAUAAAGGCAGGUUGAUUUUCCUUUUCGUUUAUAUGUUCACUGACUUGGCAAAUAUUUACUGAACUUCUAUAAUGCCUAAGAUACUAGAACAUGUCUUUUGGAUGUUUAUGGUAAUAAUCAUUUAGUUUUUGUUUUUUAACUGUUUCUAUUUAUAAAAUUAUACUUGGCCUCUGAUGUUUUGCUAAGAAGUUUCCCCUCAGAUAAAUAGGGGUAGAGCAGGCUAAGGUUUUAUGACCCAUGUUUGAGAUAAAUAUGAUAAGCCCUAAAGCGUUAAUGUUCACUUUGGAAACAAAGUGACCUGUAGCACAGGUGUGUGCCCCGAGACAGGUAGGAUCAGAUUCUUUUCUUUCCUCAGCAGUGCUGUGCGCUUCACGUGGCUUUAUCGGAAGCUGUUCUCUACUGGGGGUUGAACUCAAGAGCAAAGCCUUGAGCUCUGUGCGAAAGAGGUUUCUUCCUCUGUAAAAGCAGAAGUGUUAGAGAUGGCAGUCACCCAGAAGAAGAGCUGGGGAGAAGCCGUCCCUUGCUGUCCUGGGGUGUGAGUGACACGCUCUGACCGAUGGGCUGCUGUCCCUACAGCCUUCCGGGCAGCUCUUGUGUUCAGACCAGUGAGACGCUUCCCUCGGUCGGGGGAAAAGGGCUUUAUCCAUCUGUCCACACAGCAUCCUAGGGGGAUGUUUUUCUUUCUUUUAUUUGGCCGCACCAGGUCUUAGCUGUGGCAUGAAGGGACUCUCAGUUGGCAGCAUGUGGGAUCUAGUUCCCUGACCAGGGAUCGAACCCAGGCCUCCUGCAUUGAUAGCACUGAGUUUUAGCCACUGGACCACCACGGAAGUCCCGGGGAAUUUUUGUUUUGUUUUUGUCUUCCUGUUGGAUAUUCCUUUGUGUAUGCAACGGAAAAUUCCCACUGUUUAUGGGCUUUUGGGAUCCCAUCUCACGGAUGUGAGCCCUGCAGUCAGUAAGCAAACCUGAGAAGUGAAGACAGACUUCUCAGCUGAGCCUGUACAGUGACCAUGUUGACCUCCCAGGGUCAGGGCCUGAGCACUGAGCUGUCUUAGUUCUGCAGCGAGAGACCCUGUAGUGGUUUUAUCAGACAUUACUCAUUUGCUCAUUUAACUCUUUGUCUCUUCGUAAGUUGUUGCGGAGUCCCUGCUAUGGGCGCCCUCACUCAGUAGGGCCUCCGUGCUGCGGUCAGCAUCCUGCCGUCCGUCCAUCCGUGGGGACCCCAGCUGGCUGCACGGUCUGCUGUCCCUCCUGGAGGAGGCUUUGGUAGUGGGAUCUGAGCUGCUCAACCCAUGACCUCGAUGGGUUUCCGUUUACUAACUUCCCUGAGGCGCCGCGGCUGGAGGUGCCGAGUCCGGGAAGCGCCCUGCUCCUACCACCUCCCGCCCUGUGUCCCCAGACAGAGCCUCGGGGUUUGGGGGGCAGCUCUGGGGCUCUUGUCCCCACUCUCUCCUCAGCUCAGCUGGUUCUUCAUGUCGGGGCCUCUUGUGCCGCCCCUUCCCCAUCAUCAAAGGCAAGAACCAAAGCGAGAAACAGAUAAACCGGAUCCCCUCCCGUCUGUGUGUAUCUCACGUCUCCCUUACCCGCUCAUUUGCUGAGAGACUUCUGUCGUUUCCUUGUCUUGGCCGCGGUGAAUAAUGCUUCAGGAAACGGUGGGUGUGCACAUCUCUCUUUGAUGGUUUGUUUUCAUUUCCUUUGGAUGUAUACCCAGAAGUGGGGCUGCUGGAUCAUAUGGUAGUUUCAUUUUUAAUUUUUUGAGAAACCUCGGCGUUCUCCAUAGUGACUGAACCAGUUUACAGUCCCACCAGCAGUGCACAUGGGUUCCCUUUCCUCCACAUCCUUGCCAACACUCACAACCUGUUGUCUUUCUUGAUAAUAGCCAUUCUUAUAGAGGUGAGUUUAUCUCCUUGUCUCAUUGUGGGUUUGUUUGUUUGAUUUUUUUGGCUGUGCCACUGGCUUGUAGGAUCUUACUUAGUUCACUGAUCAGGGAUUGAACCCAGGCCCUGGCAGUGAAAGCGCCAAGUCCGGAAUCCCAACCCCUGGACCAUCGGGGGAUUCUGUCAUUGUGGGUGGUUUUGAUUUGCAUUUCUCUGACGUGGCUCAGUGGUAAAGUACCCACCUGCCAUGCAGAAGGUGUGGGUUCAACCCCUGGGUCAGGAAAAUCCUCUGGAGAAGGAAAAUCCUCUGGAGAAGGACACUUCCAGUAUCCUUGCCUAGGAAAUCCCGUGGACAGAGGAGAGAGGCAGGCUACAGUCCACGGGGUUGCAAAAGAGUCCGACACAACUUAGCAACUAAACAACAAAAAAAACGACGACAGUUAGUGAUGUUGAGCACUUCUCAUGUACCUGUUGGCCAUUUGAAAGUCUUCGCUGGAAGAAUGUCUAUUUGGUUUCUCUGUCUGUUUUAAAAUUGGACUGUUCGUUCUUUUCUUUAUUGAAUUAUGUCAGUUCUUUAUAUAUUUGGGGGUGUUAACCUCUUAUCAGAUACAGAUUUAUCUCCACUCUCUGAAAGCAGAGCUUUACUAUGAAACCUUCUGAAAGCCCCAAUGGAGCAAAGUAAAGAAGCAGUUACCUGAGGACACAUGUUGCUCGUAAAUGUCCUGAUAGAUGGGGAUAAAGCACAAAUGCUCAGAGACGGUGUGAACCAUAGAGUGGAGUGCUGAGGUGCUAGAGUGUAGCUCCUGGGGGAGGAGCCUGGUGAUGCCAGUCUUGCUCUUGAGGUGACGCUGCCCCUAGGACGUCUCGCUGCAAAACAAAUACUGAACGCUGUCUCUGCUUUUUAUGUUUUUCCAUAAAAAUGAAAAACUUGGUUCCUUUCAGCUAGGAAAAUCAGAUACUAAUGUAGGCCUUUCAUAAAAGCAAAGUGGCUUAAAGCCACGUAAAGCAAAUCUUCAAAAAGUGGGGGAGAUCUGUCCAUGGUUGUGCAGCUAUUUCUCCCAUUCUGUAGGCUGCCUUUUUGUUUUGUUGAUUGUCCAUUUUGCAGCGCAGAAACGUUUAAAUGAGAUGUAGCCCCACGUGUUGAUUUUUUUUCUCUUUGUGCUUUUAGUGUCAUAUCCUAAAAUCAUUGCCAAGAGCAGUGUUGAGAGGCUUCCUCCUCAUAUUUUCUCCUGGGAAUUUGAUAGUUUCAGGUCUUAGGUUUAAGUCUGACCUCCUUCGAGUUUCUUUUUGUGUGUGGUGUAAGAUAAGGGAUUCAUUUCAUUUUUCUGUUGUAUUUAGUUUUCCUAACACUAUUUGUUGAGACAACCCUUUCCCCAUUAUAUGUUCUUGGCUCCCUUAACAAAUAUUAGUUGACCAUAUUAUAAGAUCUUAAUUUUAUCUUUAUCAUUCAUUAUAAGAAUUCAUGCAAGUCCUCUAGAAUGUUUUAUGUAGUUAAGAAGGGUAAGGAACUUUCCUGGCGAUCCAGUGGUUAAAACUCUGUGCUUCCACUGCAGGGGGCCCAGGUUCGAUCCCUGAUCAGGGCACUAAGAUCCCGCAUGGCACAGCCAAAAAAGGGGGGAAAAAAACAAAUUAGUGAAUACUUAUAGAUGGACAUUUCUUACAACUUCAUAUCUGUAGGACUUCACUGGGUACCCUCCCUACUCCUUGCAGCAAUAUAACUGCUGUGGAAACAGAACUAGCAUUCUUACGGGUCUGAGCAGACAGGGAUCCCCAUGAGAGUUGGGGAUGAGAAGGCAGGGGACUAAUGUACAACCAGAACUGUGGGCUUAUUUGGGCAUGUAGAGUCUUACUUACCUGAAGGCCUGAAAACUCCACUUUCUACUCCUGGAAGAAAUGAGCUAGUCUUACCUUUAAGAUUGCCACAUGUUAGUUUUGAUCCAUAUACUCUGCUUUUGUGUCCUCUGAUAAAUACAAUGUGUGAAAUUUCUAA
Messenger RNA from Dama dama (fallow deer), 8055 nucleotides. RefSeq names its product PARN like ribonuclease domain containing exonuclease 1 (gene PNLDC1). Gene Ontology annotation, biological process: nuclear-transcribed mRNA poly(A) tail shortening. The record is from RefSeq and is a predicted model, not a curated record. Lineage: Eukaryota; Metazoa; Chordata; Mammalia; Artiodactyla; Cervidae. Gene Ontology annotation, molecular function: poly(A)-specific ribonuclease activity; RNA binding. The transcript is spliced from 19 exons. Bases 1910 to 3505 code for a protein of 531 amino acids. Gene Ontology annotation, cellular component: endoplasmic reticulum; cytoplasm.